AUGAAUGUGGGAGCUCCAGCCUGUGGUGUAAAUGCAGUAAUUCGUAGUUUUUCUCGUCUGGGGAUAACGAAGGGUUACACAAUCAUGGGCAUUCACGAAGGAUUUCACGGUUUGGUCAAUGAUGAUCUGAGCAAAAUCGGAUGGCAAGAUGUUCGCGGUUGGGUCAGUAUGGGUGGCUCGGCGCUCGGUACGAGGCGUGAUAAACCAAGCGAGCUGGGUCUCGACGUAGUCGCGUCGAAAUUCCGUCAACAUCAGUUAUGCGGUCUCCUUGUUGUUGGUGGUUUCGAGGCAUAUGAAUGCAUGAUUGAAUUGGCGGAGAAUCGGGAGAAGCACCCAGAAUUCUGUAUCCCCAUGGUUAUGGUCCCGGCGACAAUUUCGAAUAACGUUCCGGGUACAGAUUUCUCACUGGGCGCUGAUACUGCUCUAAACGAAAUUACUACGAUUCUGGAUAAAAUCAAACAGAGUGCUAUGGGGACUAAACGCCGCGUAUUCGUUGUUGAGACUAUGGGUGGCUACUGUGGCUAUUUGGCUACAAUGAGCGGUCUAGCCGGAGGUGCUGAUGCUGCCUACAUCUACGAGGAGCCUUUCACGAUUGACGAUUUGCGUCAGGAUGUGGUUCAUCUUCGCGCAAAAAUUGCAGAUAAUGUUCAACGUGGUUUAGUUUUACGUGCGGAGUUCGCUAGCAAGAAUUACACCAGUCAGUUUAUCCACCAACUAUAUGCGGAAGAGGGGAAGGGAAUAUUUGAUUGUCGCUGGCGCCACCGCUUUUGCGUUAUCGAUUGCGAUCUAGUGACCUUUCGUUGUGCAAUGGUUCCAGAUUUGUGA
Messenger RNA from Echinostoma caproni, 825 nucleotides. Lineage: Eukaryota; Metazoa; Platyhelminthes; Trematoda; Plagiorchiida; Echinostomatidae. The record is from the annotation of a GenBank genome assembly.